This is a messenger RNA of Tremella mesenterica DSM 1558, 1704 nucleotides long. RefSeq lists its product as uncharacterized. Gene Ontology annotation, molecular function: protein binding. Lineage: Eukaryota; Fungi; Basidiomycota; Tremellomycetes; Tremellales; Tremellaceae. The transcript is spliced from 4 exons. The annotation marks the transcript as partial. The record is from RefSeq and is a predicted model, not a curated record.
UUUGGCGGAUUGAAGGUUCUCGACUUCAAAGGGAACAAAUUAUCUUCUCUACCUGAUAGUUUCGCAGAUCUUCUUCGUUUGACGACUGUUGAUCUUUCAUAUAAUGAUUUCACCUCCAUUCCAUCCAGUCUUCUACUACUUCCCGCUCUACAAGUCCUAGAUCUAUCUCAUAACCAAAUCACCUCCAUCAAUUUUUCAUCUCCUGUCGAGCCUUCUCAAGAUGGAUUGGAUUAUGGUGCUGGCUUCCUCUCUACUUCUUUCUCCCGAGCUCAAAACAAAGGUCCAUUGAAGAUCUGGCCAGUACUCAGAAACCUCAAUUUAGGACACAACUUGAUCGCUAAUGAAGGGCUCGAACCGCUAUGCUCGACUAAUUUGACAUCACUACGAGUUUUCAACCUUGAGAAUAAUGAACUCAGUGGGGAGUUGAAUUUGGAGAAGUGUGGGAUUAUCAAAGAGGCCAUGCCGGAAUUGAUGAGUUUGAAUCUAAACGGAAACUCAAGUCUUCAAAGUACGAAAGGCCUUCUGGCCGAUGGAGUCAAGUUGGACAUGGUUGGUUGUGGCAUUAGUGAUGUUCGUUCUCGACGAGAUGGACUCAAAACAAAUCCAUCAUCUUCGUCUUCAGACCCUAAGACAGGGAUGUCUAUCGAGGCAAACCUACCAAUUUCGAAACCAACAAUGACGAUAACAUACCGUACUUGUCCCGCUGCUACAUUCGACGCUUUACCUCUGAACAUUGAAUUCGAUCUCUAUUUACCUGAUAAACCCGGCACUACACCCCAUCCACUGGUUAUCUGGUUUCAUGGGGGUGCCCUUUUGCAAGGGAACAAAGAGAACCUUCCACCUCAUUUCCGACGAUUACCUUCAUAUCCUUUAUCCGGACCGAAUGGUGAAGAAAAUGUAGCUGUCAUUUCCCCAAAUCAUCGAUUAGCUCCUCAAAUUCCAAUCCUUGACAUUCUCUCUGAUAUCUCAGCACUGUUCACAUAUGUUCACACGAAACUUAACGACAAGAUCGCAAAAGAGGGGAAACAAAACGUGAUUGAUACUCGAAGAAUUUGCGUUUCUGGUGGUUCGACCGGAGGAUACCUAGCUCUCAUCGCUGGAUUGAGUGUCUCUGAGAGUUUGUCAGAUGAAGUGGUAGGUGGAUACCGUGGAGAAUCAUCUAAAGGAGGUAUCAAAUGUCUCGCUCCGUUCUAUCCCAUUACAGAUUUAACACAUCCAUUCUGGAGUACGGAGACAAAUCCUGUACCGUGGUAUGGUAAAACAAGGGUCUCACACGAAGAAGCUCGACCUCAUCUCGAUCUCAAAGCUGCACCAGUAUGCACAGCCAUCUCAGGUGGACCCCGUUCGGUCCUCUACGCCUACAUGCUACAACACGCUCUCUUUCCUUCUCUCUUAUUUCAAAAACAACGAUCAAUUGGAUCCAGUUUAGAUGCUUUUAGACCUACUCCAGAAUCUCUUUCCAUCUUACAUCGUUUGGAGCUUUGUGAAAAAGCAAGAAAGAAGGUCGGACAACCUCCGGUGUAUUUGUGUUACGGGACGGUGGAUGAUAAGGUCCAGCCACAGGAAAAGACGGUGGAGGUGUUCAAGAGAAUCAUUAGUGAUUUCACUUUGGAUGUGAAGGAAGGGGGCGAUCAUGCUUUUGAUGAGGAUGCCAACGUGGAGUGUCUGGAGUUUAGGUCUUGGUUGGAGAAGAAGCUACUGUAA